CAGAAUCAUGUCCUCCUCUAAGUCUAAGGCGGUCAUCAGGCAGCCUCAGUACCAGAUGGACUCCAGAGAAUCUGACCAGUGGGGUUCUGGGAUAUGUGACUGCUGUGAUGACGUGCCUGAAUGUUGUUUUGCUUUCUGGUGCUGUCCCUGCUUUGCCUGCAGAACAUCCAGAGAGUACGGUCAGCCGCUCUGUCUCCCCCUGCUGGAGAUUUUUGGUGGUGCCAUCAGGCCUAUCACCAUGUCCAUGAGGGUCUCCAUGAGAGAGCGCUACGGCAUCAAAGACACUAUGUGUAAGGACUGCCUGUUUGCCACCUUCUGCGUCUCCUGCUCCUGGUGUCAGAUGUCCCGAGAGAUCAAGAGGAGAAAAAUACCUGUGGUUCUCGUAGGAGCCAGAAACAAAAAAUGAACUCUCUCCUCGCUCAGUCAACACCAGUAAACUCCUCAUCAUCACCUCUGAAAUCUGUCUUUACACCCCAACCUGCUUCUUCUGUUACUAACAUGAGGGCAGUGACUGCAGCCUAAUCAGAAAAAUAGUGAUACAAAUCCACACUAUUGACUGAAAAGUCACACAAAUGUAAAUAAUAGUGUUCUAUUCAUGAAGGCAUGGAUGAAAUCAGUACUUUCUAACUUUACUGCUACCAGAGGCUUUGUUUUUAGUCGCCGCCCCACUCUCUUUUAGAAACGAGCACCUAAUUAUUGUUGUAUUUAACAGAGUGUCUGCUGCCUUCACAAGAACCCUUUCUUUAUCAGCACUAUGAGAUUGAAUUACCCUGUGGGGGUUUAGUAUGGAAGCCCUUUGAGGACAUCCGUAGGUGCCUUUUAUUAACUCUGUUUCCUAAGAUAGCAUGUAUAUUCCUGCUGUUUUCUCAAGAAGAAAUUUACUCAUUAACAUGAGAAGAACAGUGAUGUUAUGUGGAGAUAAUGUGAUAAAUAAGCAAAAAAAUGAGAAUAAAUAAAAUAUAGGUGUUUGUCCCUUUAAGGCUUUUUGUGAUUUGACUCAAGUUUAUUAAAUAAUUCAACUUUACUAGUUUAUGUGGGCAUCUCCCUAUUAUCAAACUGACAUUUAGCACUUAAAAUAUAUUUAUUAGCAUUAAAGAAAGAUAGAGAGUAUGUAAGAUUUUAGCUUCAGUGAUAUUUCUAAUCAUAUU
Cheilinus undulatus (humphead wrasse) is the source of this 1148-nucleotide messenger RNA. Its product is annotated as cornifelin homolog B-like. The record is from RefSeq and is a predicted model, not a curated record. The coding region runs from base 8 to 406 and encodes 132 amino acids. NCBI's taxonomy places the organism in Eukaryota, Metazoa, Chordata, Actinopteri, Labriformes, Labridae. The transcript has 3 exons.